CACAGAGGGCCGCGGCACUCUCUUGCACAGCUCCGCCGGCGUGGUGAGGUGAGGGGCGGCGGCGGGAAGCUCCCGGCGGGCGGUUGGGCGGUGGGGCCAUGGCGCUGCAGGCCCGGGCGCUGUACGAUUUCAGAUCGGAAAACCCGGGGGAAAUCUCGCUGCGGGAGCACGAGGUGCUGAGCCUCUGCAGUGAGCAGGACAUCGAGGGUUGGCUGGAGGGUAUCAACAGCCACGGCGACCGCGGUCUCUUCCCGGCCUCCUACGUGCGGGUGAUCCGCUCCGCCGAGACGCCGCCACCCGCCCGCUACGCCAACCUGCCUGCCGUCGGUUUAGAGACGCUGCUGCCCCCCGCCGCCUUCAAGCCGGCGACACUAGAGUCCCCGCCGGCGGCGGCGCCUGAGCCCUUCUCGCUGUCCCCCGCCACCGCCGGGUACCCUUUCCUGCCGUCGCCCUAUGGCGGCUCCUACCAGCUCAGCCAGGGCAGCGAUGACGACUGGGACGAUGACUGGGACGAAAGCUCCACGGUGGCCGAUAAGCCAGGCUCCCUGAGCAGCUCCUACCCCGUCUACGAGACGGCGGGCAGAGGGGCCUCUGGCCACUACCACCUGUCCAUGCAGUCUGAGAUAUCCCUUAGCUCCCGCAGUGGCCACCUGGCAGGCCACCUGCACCCGCCCAGCAGCAGCACCAAGAGUUUGACCACGGUAAGCCGCAACCUCAACCGCUUCUCAACCUUCGUCAAGUCCGGUGGGGAGGCCUUCGUGCUGGGUGAGGUAUCAGGCUUUGUGAAGGACGGGGACAAGCUGUGUGUGGUGCUGGGUCCCCGGGGCCCUGAGUGGCAGGAGAACCCCUAUCCCUUCCAGUGCUCCAUCGAGGACCCCACCAAACAGACUAAAUUCAAGGGCAUGAAGAGUUACAUUGCCUACAAGCUAGUGUCCAGCCACACUGGGCAGCAGGUGCACCGCCGCUACAAGCACUUUGACUGGCUCUAUGGGCGCCUGGCUGAGAAGUUCCCUGUCAUCUCUGUGCCCCACUUGCCAGAGAAGCAGGCCACUGGCCGCUUUGAGGAGGACUUUAUCUCCAAACGUCGCAAAGGCCUGUCCUGGUGGAUGGACCACAUGUGCAGCCACCCCGUGCUGGCUCAGUGCGAUGCCUUCCAGCACUUCCUCACCUGUCCCAGCACAGAUGAAAAGACCUGGAAACAAGGCAAGCGCAAGGCUGAGAAGGAUGAGAUGGUGGGUGCCAACUUUUUCCUGACCAUCAGUGUCCCUGCUGGCUCUGGGGCUGGCCUGGACUUGCAUGAAGUAGAAAGUCAGGUGGAUGGCUUCAAAGCCUUCAUGAAGAAGAUGGAUGAAAGUGCCCUGCAGCUUAAUCACACAGCCAAUGAAUUUGCUCGCAAACAAGUCACUGGUUUCAAGAAGGAAUACCAGAAGGUGGGACACUCCUUUAAGUGUCUCAGUCAGGCAUUUGAGCUGGACCAGCAGGCCUUUUCAGCUAGUCUCAACCAAGCCAUAGCUUUCACUGCAGAAGCCUAUGAUGCCAUCGGGGACCUCUUUGCAGAUCAGCCCCGGCAGGACCUCGAUGCUCUGAUGGAUUUGUUAGCACUGUAUCAGGGGCAUUUGGCCAACUUUCCAGAUAUCAUCCACGUCCAGAAAGGAGCCCUUACCAAAGUAAAGGAGAGCAAGAGACAUGUGGAAGAGGGGAAGAUGGAACUCCUAAAAGCUGAGGGCAUUCAAGAACGUUGUAACGUUAUUUCUUUUGCAACCCUAGCAGAAAUUAAUCAUUUCCACAAAAUUUGUGUGAGGGACUUUAAAUUACAAAUGAAGCAUUUCUUGCAGCAGCAAAUACUCUUUUUUCAAAAAGUGACACACAAGCUAGAGGAAGCUCUUCACAAGUAUGACAGUAUUUAAUCUCUGAACUUUGAUUUGUGGACUUUCCUCAGUAUGAAUGUGACUCAACAAGCAAAGCAAACAUUGCUGCUGCUGAAAAACUGUUGCCAGUGAUAGAUUGUGUUACAAGGGUGGUUUUGUGUUCACCUGUAAUCUUAAUUUAAUCUCUGAUUAUGUAGAAAGGGAACAGUUAUAGGGCUAUGUAGUAGAAACAGUACCACACAUUGUAACCAAGUUAUACUGUGUAUGCCUAUACUACCGUAGUAACUUUUUAAAAAUAAUGAGUAUACUAUUUGCCUUAUUGCUUUUUGAAAUAUGGUAUCUUAGUGCAUACUUUGUAGACCUCAAAACCGUUUGAAUCUUUAAGGAAGUUGACUAGCUAAAAGCUGGCUUCAAAUGCCUUUUUACUUUCCUAGAUUUGGAUUUCUUAUUUUAAAGUGAUUCUUUGUUUACAGAUUCCUAGUAGAGCAGCCACAUGAUUCUGUGCCUUUAGACUCUAUUUCUCCUUUUCUAAUAAGCCACAUUUUUAUGAUUGAAUGAAUGAAGGAUUGAUGCCCAUAACAGGAACUGAUUAUGAAACUGAUUAUUGACUGGAAAAAAAUCAGCUCCCAUCCAGUUUGAACAGCAAGGAAUGUCUUAUGACAAAUGUUAUCUCAAAAAGGAGAACUUAAAUGUAUUCACACUUCCCCUGAAAAUGGCAACUACUUGUUACAUGGACUACUAUUGUCCUAAGACAGAUUCUAUCACCUGGUGUGCAAGAAGCCAAUCCACACACAGCUGAGGUAUUUGAUUUACUCACAGUUCUGUACAGAAAGGGGCACUGGAUGGCAAAUCCACAAAGCCAGCAGCAUGAGUAUCAAAAAUUUUCACUUUUAUUCAUUUUAGCAUACAAAGGCACCAGUGUUCAUU
This is a messenger RNA of Vidua chalybeata, 2795 nucleotides long. Its product is annotated as sorting nexin-18-like. The record is from RefSeq and is a predicted model, not a curated record. Lineage: Eukaryota; Metazoa; Chordata; Aves; Passeriformes; Viduidae. The transcript is spliced from 2 exons. Gene Ontology annotation, biological process: protein transport; endosomal transport; plasma membrane tubulation. Gene Ontology annotation, cellular component: plasma membrane; cytoplasmic vesicle. Bases 99 to 1907 code for a protein of 602 amino acids. Gene Ontology annotation, molecular function: protein binding; phosphatidylinositol binding.